AUGGCGACCACAUCGCAACAUAAGGGUGCCACACCUGCUGAGCAAGUCGUCGCCGUCCAUCCAUUGGCCGAGUCGCUCUAUAUCGCCGCAGCGAGGUCAUCAGGGCUGCUUAAUCAGGUUCAGAAUGAGAUUGGGCUGUUUCUUUCAGUGCUGAGUACAACUGAGCCACAUGUCCCGUAUAUUCCCAAGGAUAGUGCCCAGGGUGCGAGAUUCAGCAAGACGUUAGACGACUGUCAUCAGGUCUUGCUGGACUUACAACGAUUCAAGGAGAGCCCUGAAGGCGUAGGGCUUCAGAGUCAAAUUUCGGACUUGAGAGACAGAUUAUCGGCUUGUAUGGCUGAUCUUACAUCUUUGAACACUGAUUUGAUGAAGUUCUCGCAAGAAACUGUCGAUCGCAAAUUGCAAGCGUUCAUCGAUGAGAUACAAAUGGGUAUGCGAGAUUCAAAGGUUGUUUUGGACGCCCUGAGCGGGGUUGCCCCCAUAGACGACAGCCCUGAAUGGCGGAAGCUACAACAGGAAUUGGUGACAGUUGUAGGCAUCAAUCCUGCGCUAAUCAAAGAAGACCGCAAAUUCAUUGUGGCCAAGUUGAGAAGUGCUUUCCCCCAGCAGGGAAACCCACCUAGCACUCCUGGCCCAAAGCCUCCUUCUGUCAAACAAGAAACCUCCUUAGUACCUCCAAGAGUCUCUGACGACGGUCAUUCCGACAAAGAAGUUGCACCAUCUACAAACAUACCCAUAUCAGUGGCUCCAGAAGUUGGUGUAGAAGAUUCAGACAAACAAGUAUUGCCCAAUAGGGACCUUCCUAUACUAGUCAGAACCGAGUCCCAAGACCCCUAUUCAAUGAAACAAGCCCUGCCACACGACAACUUCCCAGCACGAAUGGCAGCCACUACCGAGGCACAAGAACCAACGACGCAAUCGCAGCACGCGCCUACACACAAGAAGCCCAGUGACAUGCGCAAACUAUUCUACCAACUCCGCCACGGCCAGCACGAUUUUUUCUAUCACAUCUCAUGGGGCAGUCUACCGCAAGUCAGAAAAUGCCUCGAGAAAGGCGCGAACGUCAAAGUCAUGCAUGAGAACGGAUCCACACCACUAGAAAUGGCAACAUCUUACGGCUACGAGGAUAUCGUUCGCCUACUCCUAGACUGGGGCGCAGAUAUUAAUCAAUUAUCUGCCGGGCGAUUCACUGCACUAGGAAGAGCUGCUGCAAUCGGGCAUAGGGGACUAGUCCAGCUUUUACUUGAGAAAGGAGCAUCAGUUAAUCGCGGCGAUAAAAAGCCGCUCUCUAAAGCUGCAGAAGCAGGAUACGAGGAUAUCGUCCAGAUACUGCUGGCUCUCGGUGCUGAAGUGGAUCUAACAGAUAGUUCUGGUUAUACUGCGCUGGGAUAUGCUGUGAAGAACGGGCACGCGGCUACCGCACAACUUUUGUUGGACAAUGGGGCCAAGGUCGGCAGGUAUUCGAAUAUCAGAGACAGACAUCCUCUUUAUGUCGCUGUUGAGAAGGGCUAUGUGGAUAUGGUACGAUUGUUGUUGGCUUAUGGGGCUGAUCCUCAUGCGAAAAAUUAUCACGGGGUUAGUCCUUUGUCACUGGCUGUGUCGAUGAAUUGGAGCGAGGUCGUGGUAAUUUUUGAGCAAUUCGGUUACUUUCCUGAGUCCAUUGGAUAUACCGCCGUGCAAUAUGCUUAG
Penicillium riverlandense is the source of this 1689-nucleotide messenger RNA. RefSeq names its product ankyrin repeat domain-containing protein. Gene Ontology annotation, molecular function: protein binding. The transcript has 2 exons. Bases 1 to 1689 code for a protein of 562 amino acids. The record is from RefSeq and is a predicted model, not a curated record. NCBI's taxonomy places the organism in Eukaryota, Fungi, Ascomycota, Eurotiomycetes, Eurotiales, Aspergillaceae.